Molecule: messenger RNA, 5333 nt
Organism: Chara braunii
Lineage: Eukaryota; Viridiplantae; Streptophyta; Charophyceae; Charales; Characeae
Source: the annotation of a GenBank genome assembly
UCCAACCAGCCUAUGGCCUGUACGGGCAAUAUCGAAGGCUGCAAUGAUGUUUCCCUCCGAAAGGGAGGAGGAGGUGCCGGUUGCUUGGAGGCUGCACGGCACUCGCCAAGAGGAAAGCAGGCCGCUAUGUCUCCUGGAGGAGCCAGUUGUUCCUCGUUGUCGGUGUGCAAGUUUGGCGACAGCGCUAGCACUCAGCUGCGCUGGUGGGGACACGGAGGAGGAAGAAGACCAGGGAAGAAGACCAGGGCUAGGAAGAGGAGCGCCAGAGCCACCGCCGUCCACCGCCGUCGUGUUGAAGAUGACGAUGAGCGACCGCCUUGUUGUUGAACGCGACGGUGCUUUCGUGGCGAACAUGUCCGCGCUCGACCGUCGCAUGUUGAACAUUACCAUCGGCACGGCGGCGAUUCAACGCGGUCGAUUUCAACACUACGAGAGUGACCGUCAUCGCAUUGAACACGACGGCAGGGUCGGGGGGUGCCACCUCGGUCGUGUUCGACACGAUGACAACGACCGUCAUCGUGUUGAAUACGACGACGGGGUCGUGUUCAACACGUGGUGUACAUGCCCGCGCUCGACCGUCAUCAUAUUGAACACGACCUGCGGUCGUGUUCGACACGAGGACAGCGACCGUCAUAGGUUGAACACGACGGCGGGAUCGGGGGGUGCCACCAUGGUCGUGUUUGACACGAUGACAGCGACCACCAUCGGGUUGAACACGACGGUGGGGUCUGGUUCCAAACUUCGUCAAGAGCAACGGAGCGUUGCGGAGGUUCGCGAAGCGUCCAAGGCCGGCGGAGUGUGGACUCGCACAUCGGAGGCUCGCGCAGAACGCAACGGAGAUCUCGCUCGCACAUCGGAGGUUCGCGCAGCAUCGGAGCGAAGUUUCGAGCAUCCGCAUCGAAGGCAGCAGCGGAGGCCUGGGAGAACGGUAAACUGCCGUGAAGCAAUCACGUGCUGCCACGUGGCAUCUCCGCCCAUGCAGAGGCCGCCGUCGAGUCGAACUCGACGGGGGCAUUGUCGAGUCGAACUCGACGAGGGCAUUGUCGAGUCGAACUCGACAAUGGCCCGGGGUCAUCGUCGAGUCGGACACGACAAUGGGCCGGGGUCAUCGUCGAGUCGGACUCGACAAUGGCCUGUGGUCAUCGUCGAGUCGAACUCGACAAUAGCCCGGGGUCAUCGUCGAGUCGAACUCGACAAUGGCCUAGGGUCAUCGUCGAGUCGGACUCGACAAUGGCCUGUGGUCAUUGUCGAAUCGAACUCGACACUGGCCCGAGGUCAUCGUCGAGUCGGACUCGACAACGGCCUGUGGUCAUUGUCGAGUCUGACUCGAGAAAGGAUUGGGGUUAUUGUCGAGAUGAAAUCGACAAUGGCCUGGGAUCAUCGUCGAGUCGGACUUGACAAUGGCCAGGCCGCCGCCAUUGAGUCGAACUCGACGGCCGGCCAGUACGGCGUCGUCGAGUCGAACACGACGGCCGCCAAGCGCCAAAGCCUCCGGCCACUGUCGAAUUCGGCAGCGCUGCAAAACAUGGAAGGAGAAGGGAAGGCAAGUAAACGACGAGCAAGUAAGAAUUCUGGGAGCAUGGAACAAUCUCCGAAAAAAUUGAAGGGGACGCCGGCCGCUGGGGUUGGGAGUCAGGAGGCACCGGGGUCUAAGCGGCAACGCACCCCGGUUCCGAGGGGUGCACCUUCCACGAGCACUCCGUCGACUCGUGUUCGGGGCUCUGGACCAGAUAAGGCUGUGUUGAUGACUGGCGGGCCUGCACGUCAGGAACGUGUGCCUGGUCCGCAGCAGGGGAGAUCUGUAGUGGAGGUUGUGCCCGGACGGCCUUCGAUCACGAUCCGCGAUACUCCGCCUGGUCCGAAAGCUGGGCAGAUCGGAGAGAAGGGUCCGUGUCGCGGACUGGUUGUGCCGUCAGCCCCUAUGAAGACCAGGCCAACGGCGACUAAAGCACCACUUGCCUUGGGCAGCCGAUCACGCUAUGAUGUGGCCACCAAGGGACAUCUCCCCUUGGUGGGCCAGCAGCGCUAUGACUACACUGUGUCAAGCCGCACAGAGGAAGCCCAUGAGUAUUUUGAGGAUGAGGAUGAAGAGAACAGCGAGGAAUAUUCGGAACGAGCAGGGGGACAGGAACAGUAUGCUGCGGGUGUCGGCGGCAUGACGAGGCAUCCAGGAGAGACAAGUAAAGUGGUUGGACAGGAUGAAGACAGUGAGCACACUAUGAGCGAAUUGGGUGGGGAGGUUGGUCUGGCAGGAGGAUAUGGGAGCAGCUACGAAGGAUGUGAGGGGGAUGUGCACGCGACAGUGGCUGUGGCUGGGCAUACAAAUGCCGCAGGGCUCGCUGAGCGAAAGAGGAAGCACAGACAGGAGAGGAAAAGUCUUAUAGAUAGUAAACGGAGUAGGCAAGAAGCGGGUGAAAAAAGACAAUUGAAAGUAAUGCCCGUGGAUAAGGCGGUCCAGCGAACACGAGAGACUGAGGCAGCCGCGAAGAAAAAGCAGCAGCCAAAGAAAAGAAAGGCAAAAGGUGGUGUCAUGGAAAAGACUUCCGUUUUUCUAGCGGAACAACCACAAUCGGAUGAAGAGGCCAAAGGCAAGACAACUAGGCCGCCAAGUUUGCGAAAUGUGCCAUCAGUGACUUCUUUUGGUGUUCUCAGCAAAGGCUUCUUCCUUGAGUUGGACAAGCGUGGGAACCAAUGUCCAGACAUGGAAUUCGUUUCUGUCCAGUUCGACAGAAUUCUGGAUAUCCCCGACGGGGAAUUCAGAUACAAUCAACGCUAUCUUGUGCAGCAGACGGUUGACGACAUUUAUGACGCAAUGGUUGCAUCGGGUGAGGCUGCUUUGAGAGAGAGAAUGACUGGAGCUGCCGGUGUGAAUGUUUGUACAUUGUAUGAGAAGCCUGUCCUUUUGUUGGUUGCCCUCCGUGAUACAUUGCAUACUGACACUUCAGGGAGGAUUGUGAGAGCAAGGAGGAUGUUGCCCGAUGAUUUCGACCUCGAAUCUGUGAACAAGUACUACUACUACCCUCUCAGCGGUCAGCAUAACGUGGCGGCGGCAAGAAGGUGUUUUGUUGAACGCCCUUACAUCGCACAAGAGCUCCGAUUGGAUCGCUGGACUGCGAGGCCUGUUUAUUAUCUGGAUAAGAGCAUGGACAAUUACGGCACGCUGAGCACUUUCCAGAACGCCAAAGACAAAUGGAAUACCCCACCGCACCAGAUCGUGGUCAUCCAGAACAUACGAAAGUUGUGGCACGAGUCGAACUGUCCUGAAGCUAAAGGCGGCUCAGCGGCAGAAGUGAAAAUGCAGAAUAAAAUGAUUGUCAUCAUGUACUCCAACGAUGGGGAUUAUCACCGCAACACUAUUCCCUUGCUUGAAGACAUUCCAACAAGCACUCCAGCUGCAGAUCGAUUAUCUGGCGAGCAGGCGGGUGACUUAUCAACACUUGUGCGCAGAGAGAGAAGGCCAAAAAUGUUGGCUGAUGUCGUGGAGAAGAACUUCACGCCCACGAAGUUGAAAAUGGCAGGAAUGGAGCCAAGGGAGAAAUUUGCGUACGAAGGUAUAGAAAGGGAGCCAAAUGCGAUGGUGGAGACAUUGGAGCAUUUUUGUCUUGCGGAUAAGGCGGUUGUUUUCGUGGGAAAUGGUCAUGUGGCGUUGAUUUGGGAGUUGUUAAAGAGUCACCGUCAUUGCAUUGUUCUGGAAGGGGAGGGUAUGAAGUUCGAGUUUCUCGUUCAAUUCGUCACCAAGAUGGUCAAGAGUGGAUUUUACUUCGCCAACUUUGUUAAGCCGCCUCCUCGACAUGAUGAAAAGCGUGAUCUCGUCUACAGAGUCGGCCAAAACAUCAUCAACAUUUGGGAGUUCCUUUUCGAGACUAAGCCACAAAACAGAGGGGAACAUGCAUACGUCGUCAGAAGGCGAAAAAUGAAAUCACUUCUGAGGGGGUAUUAUAAGGCACCGGCGAAGACGGAAGUUGCAUUUCUAGACCGUUUGGAGAUGAUGUACUUCGACGAACAAAUCGGGGCGUUUACAAUCUCAGCUUAUGCAACUUGUUUUGGGGAAGGCUUCGAUGCUGAGGACUCAGAGGAAGAAAGUGAAGAUGGUACUUUGCAAGCGGCUUUGGCAGAUGAGAGGCAAAAAGUUUGUAGCUCGGCUUCGCAGAAGAUGGGUGCGCCGGGCACAUCGUCCGGUUCUGGGGGGGCUUCGAGUAUGGCAGUUACAACGGACCAGUUUCAACGGACCAGUUAUAUGGCGGGCAACACAACAGCGCUAUCUUCCGGCGCAGUUAUGGAUGAUCCGAGGGUGCAGGCAAUUCUCUCCCCAGAGGUUAUGGCAAGUCUGUCAGCACUUGCACAUAGCCCGACUACUGUUUUGGAAUUGCUUUGCUAUCAAACUCCUCAACCACCUCCGUCUGAGCCUUUGGAGUACGAGAUUGAAGACAUCAUCCCUCCGGACAUUGCUUGGCUUCCUGGACCUAUUGUAGGCCGAGAUGAUUAUACGGUGAUGCCUGACAACGUAUGGGGUCAUCACAUUAUAUGGCACCCCCACCACUUCCAACCUGCAUUGGCGAGAGGGAACUGGGUAAUGGCUAUAAAAGAAGAAGGGGAGUGGCAAUUUUGCCUCCACAGACGUAUGUCACGAUCCAAGUUUGUCACACACGCCAAAAAUGAGAUUGGCAAGCGACUACUGCGACUUAAUCCGAAGGUUUCUCAAUCAAGACUGGAUGCAAGGAUAGACGAAAUCUUUCAGGAGUUCGAAACAUCUCGAUGGCUUGAGUAUUUGGAAGAGUUCUAUGAUCGAGAAACAAGUCCAACUUUUGGAUAUUAUUGGCGUAUCGAAGAGGAACUUGAAGACAAAGUUGGGGAAAGGAAAGGAGCGAGCGGCGAUGAGAGUGGCAAGGGAUCAAGAUCAGGCGGCGGUGCGCUUGGCAAGGGAACAAGAUCAAGUGGUGGUGAACAUGGCAAGGGAUCGGAACCACGGGGCGGUGCCAGUGGCAAGGGUCUGGGACCUGAUGUCGGUGCAAGUGGAAAGCCAAUAAGUCAUGGUGAACUGCAAAAACACAAAUGUGUCAAGGGCGUCAAGCAACAGAGGGAAAGGUAUCAGGACCAAGCGGAGGUGCACAUGCCAAGGAUCGGGUUCGCCUUUGGGAUUAGGACCAAGCAGCGGUGCAUAUUGCAGGGGAUCGGGUUCGCCUCUGGGAUUAGGACCAAGCGGCGGUGCACAUGGUAGGGGAUCGAGAGGCGAUGCAAGUGGCCAGGAUUUGGGAGGAAGCGGCGGUGCAAGCGUCAAGGGCUUCGUGACCCUUCGUUCCAGAUUCAUUUAGCAACAAAACGCCUCACCGUAG